GUUGCAAUGUCUGCUCUGUGCCUGUGGGGGGUGCUGUGCCUCUGUGCCAGUGUGAAGGCCAUGGGGACUUUUGAGCUGAUGCGAGAUGCAGCAGUGGUCUGGACUGGUGCCCUGCCCUGUGGGACGUGGGACUGUGAGUGUGCUUUCAACAGCCAGCGGGGCUGCUGCUGUGUGGCCAAUGAGAUGAGUAUGCUGGAGGACAACACCUUCAUGCGCAUGGUGAACAUGUGGGAGCAGCUCACCCGAUUGGACAACGACAUCAAGGAAGUCACAGGCAACAAUAAGAUUGCGUUCACCGCGGCGAUGAGAUCUAGAAGCGACUGCUUCGGGCCCUUCACUAGCAACGUGCCAAUCCGCUACUACGCCAUCUCUCUCAACCAGGGCAAUGGAUACAAUGACGCUCUGGGUACCUUCACCUCCCCCCGCGCUGGCCUCUACUCCUUCUCCUUCACGGCCUACUCCAACGUGGGCGUGGACGGCGAGCGUCUUUACCACAAGGUGCAGCUAAUAAAGAACAACGAGGUGGUGGCCUCUGUGUGGGAGGACAACCGGGAGGACACGGAGGACAGCGCCACCCAUUCGGUGCUGGUGUCUCUGCGCCAGGGCGACCAGGUGUACGUGGAGCUGCUCUCCGGCAGGAGUCUGUGUGGCAACACCAAGGAGUACAACAGGUUCAGCGGAUACCUGGUCUACCCCUUCACACAGGAGUAGAGGACAGAGUUACACACACAUGCCAAAACAAACAUGAAAACACACAUACAUGCAUGAAUGCACACAAAUAUAUACUGAUAUGGCACUCACACACACAUAAUGUUCCAGGUGUGUGUAUUGUGUGUGUGUGUGUGUGUCUGUGCACCAUUGUAACCAAUGAUAUUCCAUGUGCAGUUAAAUUCAGACAGUCUGCCUGUGAAAUAGUAUUGCUUUGAACAAAAUAAAAGCUAAUUUGUUACAUGAA
This is a messenger RNA of Salvelinus fontinalis (brook trout), 955 nucleotides long. RefSeq names its product complement C1q-like protein 4. Gene Ontology annotation, molecular function: protein binding. The record is from RefSeq and is a predicted model, not a curated record. Bases 7 to 711 code for a protein of 234 amino acids. The transcript has 4 exons. Lineage: Eukaryota; Metazoa; Chordata; Actinopteri; Salmoniformes; Salmonidae.